UAGCAAAUGUUAUUUUGUUUUUAUUUUGCUUUUCGGCAUAAUAAACGUAACAAAAUUAACGAAAUGUGCAUUAAAUUUAAAAGGAAAACGUUCAAUUAACUAGGCAGGUUUGGUUAAUGCGCAUUAUCAUCGUGUAAUUGUCGUCGUUGGGCAACGCGAUAAUGUUUAAAUUAGAGUCCUUUAUUACACCAAUUUUGCUUAACUACGUGGCGAAAUAUGUUAAAAACAUACGCGAUGAAGAUGCACAGGUAUCGCUAUGGGAGGGCGAGGCAUCAUUUCACAACUUAGAUCUACGACUCGACGUCCUGGAGGAGGAGCUGAAUCUACCCAUUGAACUCGUAUCCGGCCACAUACACGAACUCUCCAUCCAAGUGCCCUGGACAAAGCUAACUUCGGAGCCAGUGCGCAUUGAGAUAAAUACAAUUGAAUUUGUUGCCAAACUGCCCAAUGAGGAGAGUAAGCAGAGACGUGCCUCACUGCUGGAGGAACAGCGUCGUAGGCGCAAUUCAGCAGAAGGCGACGAGCCACAGCAGCCAGGUGGAGCCCCCACUACAUCGUCUGUUGUCAACAAGAUCAUCAACAACAUCAAUUUGCAAUGUCACAAUAUCAUAUUGAAGUAUGUGGACGAUGACAUUGUCGUCUCCAUGAAUGUGCAGUACUUGAACUUCAGCGCUGCCGACGAGAGUUGGCAGCCAGCCAUGGUAGAAGUUCAUCCGGUGAUGGUUUAUUUGCGCAAGCUGCUCCAAAUCUCUGACUUAACCAUUUGCCUGGACAAACGGAAUACGGCUGGACGUAUUGAGGUUUGCCAGGAGCCCAUACUCUAUCGUUGCACAUUGGAGCUACGUGUGCUGCUGAAACAUAAUAUCAACACUGUAAGCACGUCGAGUACCAAGCGCAUUGGUGUCUUCACCAAAUCCCUGGACAUCAAUGUGUCUUCGCUGCAGCUGCCCAUGAUCAUGAAAUUGGUUAAUCUGCUAAUGGAACUGAAGCCCAGUGUUCCUGAGGAGGAGGAGAACGUCUUUAACCUGGAACAACCGGUGACAUCGUCAAGUAGCGCUAACGCAAAUGUCGCGUCCCCCAACGAAGCGUCCGGUUCCAUGUUUUGGAAUGCUUGGAGUCUAUUGGUUAACUCUGACGAAAACACCUCGAACUCCGCGGAACCAGUUGGUCAUGUGUUCGAUGUGGGUAUCUAUGCCGAGGAGUUCAAUUUUCAGCUCAAGAACUCUGAGCUAAUCAACGAUCAGGCCAUGGGCGGCAUAAAACGCAUUCGUUAUACGCCAAUCGUGCGCCUCAGUCUGGGCGGCAUUUACUAUGAACGAUCGCAGCUGAAGGAGAACAACUGGACCAAUAUGAGAGCGGGCUUGUCCAGCAUAAGCAUGGAGCCAUUGGGAAUCUAUCGCAGCGAGGAUCCCAUCGAUCAAAAUCUGGUGAAUACCAAGCAGAACAAUAACGUACGGGCAUUUGUGGACAAGAGUCUCUUUGAUGAUCAGUACAAGUCUGCGGAUCGCGUCUGGUGUAGCUACAAUCAUGACGAUUACUUCGCACGCCACACCGACGAUUAUAUGCUCUUUCGGAGUCCGGUACUCGCCAUUGACAUUGUCGAAUGUCGUGUACCGAAGCCGUUGAGGAAGCAAAAGUCGGCGGAGGGGCAACUGAGAGAUCUGGGUCUGCGCAUGAAGUAUCGAGUGCUGUCUGCUGGCAUCACAUUCCACUUUUCGCAGUCACUUGUACAGGUUAAAAAUGUAAUUAGUGAUUUAUUACGUCCUUACGACUAUACAGGAUAUACUGCAGAAACCCCAACCAAAGACAGCAGCAGCACCAGCAGCAGUCCAGUGAGAAAUGACCAAAACGAGUCGGGCAACAACCAGUAUAUGACCUAUGCGGAUUUGGAGUAUCUGAUCGGUUUUAUGCCCACCUGUAACUACAAGAUCGAGCUGCGUGACAUGACUGUGAAGCUGUAUCCAAGGCAGCAGAGUGCCGAGAGCUCUACGCCAUCCAACCAACAUCGUUUAGCCAUCACUGUCAAUCAGUCCCUACUGCCCUAUUUACAGCUGACCUUGUCAUUGGCCGAGGGUUCUGUUUCGACUCCAGCGAAUCCCAAGCGUCUUGUGCAGCUGAUGACACAGCUGCAGGAGAAGCCGCGAGAGUUAAUUGAUUCCUGUUACAAUAUUUUCAAAUUCAAUGUGAAAAAUGUGACGAUGGUGGCUCUGAAUACCACGCCGGCAAUGGGACAGGCUAAGCUCCUGAAUAUACCCAGCAUGCAGCUGGACUUCAAGAACUUGCUUCUGCCUAACGAUGAGAGAUUCAAUACGGCUCCCACGCAACAGGCUGAAGUACAAACGGAGCUAAUUAACGUGGAGUUCUCCAAGCGUGAACUUGUGAUACUGAGCAACAUCGUACCCUUGAUCUUGGACUACAAUGGAGCUCAAUUGGCCGCAUUGGCUAAAAUGGUUGCCCAGGCAAAUGCCUCCGCCGAUGUGAUCAAGCUGCAAACGUUGAUUACCAAAGUGCAGCUUGACUAUCUCAAAUAUCAGACGCAUCUGGCGAUGUUGUUUUCGCUGCGUAACCUAAACACCGAUGUUUAUCACACCAUGAUGAAUGUACGCAACGUGAUCAUAUCGACCAGCAAGGGGAGCAAUAACAAAUGGCUGGAAUUUCAGCUUCAACUCCCGCUGCAGACAUCGAGCUCCGAUAGCCAAGUGAUGCCAGCUACUGCAAUAUGUACCUGGAUAGAUAGCUUUCGCAUAACUCUAGACAUCUAUCUGAUACAGUUCCUCAACUCGUUCGCCAAUCCCGAGCAAUGCGUUGAAAAUGAUUCGGAAGCCGACUUUGAUAGUUUUAGUCAAUCGGAACGAUUUCCGUCUUACGCAUCGAUGACUUCAGUGCCAAAGUUGACGCAGAGUGAAGUGAAUGUGCGUCGCGCUAGCCGCUCGAACAGCCGUAAGAUCUCAAAUCCGGCGGAGACAAUACACGCGAGCUCCGAGCGCGAUGAGAAGCCCGUCACGCACACGGAACCAGCCAAAUCAGUGGCGAAAAGCGACACAAACGCUGACGUGGAUUCCAUGAGUCUGGCUCAACUGAUCAACCGAUUGAGUACAAUUGUUGUGGUGUUCGAGCUGAGAAAAGUGAACCUUGAUGUGUGUGGCGUCAUGCUGCGCCGAAGCAGCAAGGACUUGCAUGUGGAGUACACAACCAUUCGGUUGUCCCGUCUCAGGAUCAAGUCCAGCAACGGCGACGAAGUGGUGCAGGGCAAUAUACGCAACCUGAUCAAUGUGAAUAAAGAGGUGGAGCAGUGCUAUUGGCUAAUGGAGGCGAAUGACUUCUCCGUCGACUUUCAUCUCCCGUCAAAAACAGCGGAUAUUAUUGUGAGCCCCGUGCGCACAACAGUUGCCUUGUCUUUGUCUCACAAGCCGACUAAUGAAACGAAAAAGAAAAAUGAAGACGACCUCGACUCUAAGAAAUCAGAUCAAGUGGUGGAUCCUCAGUUGUCCAGCACAUAUUCAAUCAAUGUCCACGUAGAUAUGUCUCCAAUAAAUAUCUUUGGAUGUCACUUAAAGGUUUUGCUUGAGCAUUUUACAAUUGUGAAUGCCGUCAUCAAUUCGUUAAGUUCGUUGAAAGGCCGACCAUGCCAAUCCAGUGAAACGGAACGCAAAUGCAAUUUAGAAAUCUACACGGGCAGCGCACAGAAUUAUGGCAUCUUGAAGGAAUUCCUCGAGCUCAAUGCCAAUGUGGAGCCAAUGGCUAAGAGUCAUGAUCCCAAGUCCAAGGCUAUUUUGAUAUUUUUCUGUCAAUGGACUAUACCGCGCAUCUCCUUGGAAGUGGAGAGCUGUAGAGAUCAGAUGCUACGGAAACUGGUGUUAAGCCUAGAGGAUCUGCUGCUGAAUGUGGACAGACAUGAGGACUUCACAAAGAUCACCACCAAACUGGAGAACGUGAGCCUCAACUUCUACGAAGCCUUAGACCCGGGCGACUGGAGACUCAUGGAUGAUUUCCACAUCAAGAUGCUCGGAGAUAGCACUAAUUUGCCACUGUUUAAUGUUGUGAUUACAACGGUCAACCUGCAGGACCUACACUCGAAGAUUGGUGCUCGCAAUCUGCACAAUAAACGUCGCACAAUCUCAGAGCUGCUGAUUGAGGUGCAGCCGAUAGAAAUGAUAUUGCAUGUGGAUCGUAUUUCCGAAUUGUUUUUGUCGCAAUGCGAGCUCGUUGAUUUGCUCUGCAGCUCUGCGCCUAAAGAGGAGGCAGCGCCUCCAAAGCAAGCAGCACAGGAUUGUCUGAGAACUGUACAGGAUCUGCCCAUAGUGCAUCUAAACAGCAAGGGCAUCUAUAUCUAUGUGCCUGUCGAGACGGAUAAGAGGUGCUGCAGCGUAUUGCUGUUGAGGAUCGAGAGCAUUAAGCUAACGCCAAGUGUGGAGAAUCCUUUAGUGCGUCAGCCAAUCCGCCAGGAUAUCUACAAUAAAGCAGCCGAGAUGAACAUGCUUUGCACGCCAGGUGCUUUGGUCGAGGACCGUCAGUACGAGUUGAGUGUACGCAAGAUUUCAUUAUCCUCUGGCAAUUGGCUGCAAACUCAAAAGUUUCGUUUGGAGAAGACGCUGUCCGAUACGCACUGCAAUCCGGCCCUGGAAUGGAACAAGCAAUCGCAAUCCACAGAGCUUGAGCACAUGGACAUAUUCAAGGACUUCGACUUCAUCAUUGUUUAUGCGCCCGCCAUCAGCUACGAACGUUUUCUAAUCUGUGGCGAGAGUGUCGAGUUCAACUGUGUCACAGACUUUUUGGCCACGCUGAAUACGCAUCAGAUUCAUAUGAUUUCUGGCAUUCUUAAUCACGUGCAGCGCUGGCGCAGCAUCGUGGAGCAGCACUGUUCGAAUACCUGUCCGGCGGCUAAAGAUUCAGCUAAUUAUAUCUGCUUCUGUUCUAAAGACAGGCUUGGCAAAGGAUCACGUGCAUCACAGCGUAGCGAUAAAGAAAGAUUUUUGGAUACCAAGAGCAGCAGCGACAUCAUGUUGGGUUCCUGUCAGAGCGACUCUGGCAUUAACAUGCCCAAGUAUGGAAUGACCACCUGUGGACCUCUGCAGUUUCCGCAGCUGGAAUCACAGAAAAUGUUCAGGCAUAAGCCAAUCUAUCCACGCAGCGUUUCUUUUGUGGCGGGCAAGUUUGAGCUGCGGAUCUAUGAUGUGCUCGAGGAGCAGGGACAGCUUAAGCUGCAGCCGCUUCUAUUGGUCACCGUGUCGCAGCCCAGUUUUAUGGCUGCGCAAACGCCACGCGGUGGCAUUACCCAAGCUUCAAUUUUCAAUUUCAACAUUUAUUUGGCCAAGUCGAAUACAGAGAGCGAUGCAGCUUCGAGUGAACAGUUCAGCGCGCCUCUAUUUGAUACGCAGCCCGGAACGCUGGAUAGCUCGGGCAUACCUCCUCCCUUGCUGACAGUGCGCACGCAAAUGGAUCGCUUUGAGCAGUUGGAAUUGGACGUUGAGUUGCGCAAGCCGAUGGUGUUGAGUCUGUGCGAGAGCAGCAUCAAAAUGUUAUCGAGUGAUUUGAUUCGCAUCUAUUCGAUGCUCAGUGCCACGCCCUAUUUUCCACAGCGCAGCGAACGACCUGUGGUGCGCGCGACACCGUUGCAGCAGCUGAAGUUGCAAUGCUUCAAUGCGGAUCGCUUACACAUGGCUUGUGAUCGCAUCACAAUCAAGUUCUAUGAUGACGAGCAGAGCUACAACUGCAGCGCCGUCUGCCUGGACGUCAAUGCGCACAUCAAGUUCGCUGCACGACCACAGAAGGCUGCUGUCAAGUCGACACUGGGCUGCGUCUAUGUGCAGGUGGGCGACAAGAUAUUGUUGCAUCCGAUACUCAUGCGGCUCUCGGCCGAUCUGCUCAGCGAGACGUGGUGCGAUCAGCUGCUGAGCAGCGUCACACUCAAGCUGAAUGUCCUUCAUGUGGAUGCGAGCAUUGAGAACAUUUUGUAUCUGCGCCAAGCCCAAACAGGACUCGAUAAGAUCAAGCAACAUAUUAAUGAGCAAUGGCAGCAGUUUCUACAAAAUCGUCCGAUGCUCGGUCAACCACCAAAGGUAUCUCCAUGUGAACUUUUAAAGUACACGCCAUCCCAGGAACAGAUCGUGCGCUCCAAGACGACGCCGAAAACCAAGAUGGAAUUCUAUCAGGACGAUUUACGCGCUGGCGCCUUCCAGUUUGUCGAUCUGAUCACAGACACUGUGCUGCCCAUGCCCUACCAGGUGCAGAUAAUCAAGAAGAACUACGGCAUCAUUUGCUGGCGCUAUCCACAGCCGCGUCAGAUGAGCCGUUUGCAUAUCUACCCCGUGCCAAUGCCCAUCGAUAAUCCCAUUCAUAUAAAGUGCCGCAUGGAGUACUUUAGUGAGACACACGAAACCUUUUUGCAUUACUGCGACUUCGAGCUCUCGGAGAUUGACACCAAGCAGCUGGUACCGCCGGAUCGCAAUAUAACCGCCACCAUUUGGCGUGUGGUUAUCAUGCAGUCGCUGGUCUCUGUGGAUGGAACCUGCUUUGUGCCUGAGGAGGAUGAUGAUAUGCAUUCGAUCGACAGCGGUCACGUGAUGCAGCAGCAUAAAGGCGGCGCGAACCGUGAUUUCAUAUUGAAUCCAAAGGUUUUGGUUGGCUGCAUGCGCAUCGAUACCAUCUUUCAGGUGGAGCUGGUGCCCAAGCUUCAGCUGCUGCUCAGCUGUCAGUAUGUGGAGUUGAACUUUCUUAACCAGCCGGAUGCAUCGAAUGUGCUGCCUGCGCCGCUUCAGAAAUACUUUCUGCGACGCACCACAAACAUAACGCAGACCUUUCUCAGCGUCAACAUGGAUGACUUGCAACUGCAUUCGACGAUUUACACACGCGACAGUUACAGCGCCGAGCUGGACUUUCGCAGCAGGAUCAAGUGCCUGGACUACGGAUCGCUCAACAUGAUGGACAUCAUGGAGCCAAUGAGCUUUCAUAGCUAUUUGCGAUUUGAUGGAAAGCAACGUGUGCUGCAUGCCAACCUGCUGCUGGACAAGCUGCGCUUCAAUUGCGGCCCCUGUGUGAUACACACGCUGCUCUGCUCCAAGCAGCAUUGGCUGGAGCAGCUGCAGCAGCAGCGCGAUGUGCACACCUUGAUGCCCAGGUGUGUCAUUGUCAAUCGCAUGCAAACGCACUUUGUCUUCGGCCAGACGGGCACCAGCGAACGCAUCACCGUGCUGCCACAGGAACUGCGUCCCUAUUACUUCAGCAACGAUGGCUGUGGCCAGGAGUUGAUGUUCUAUAUCGAAGAUUUGGAAUCGCAUAAGCUGGACAGCAGCGAAUCACUGGCCAUUGCCCUGAAGUUUGAAGAUGAGCAUCGUGUGCAUCAUCUGCGUGUUGGCCAGCAUUGCAUUACCAUAAAACUGAGCAAGCUGUCGACCACACAGAUCUAUAUACUGGUCAAGGGACAGAUUGAGCUCGUGAGCAUGGUGCCAUUCGAGCUGCUCACUGAGUUUCGCACUGAGGGCAAGCAGUUGGAUGAACAAGCUACGAACGCAUUGCCGCAUCUGCUAGUGGCCAAAGGUCGCAUAUCGUUCUAUCAGCAGGUGCAGCGCAAUGAACAAGUUAACAUGAGACUCAAGCUGAGCUCGCAGAAUGCCAAAGGACGCACUGGCGAUAUACCGCUCAAGCAGAACAACAGCUUGCCCUGGCUCGUUAAGGUGCCCACCCACACGGCGCAGCAAUUCGUCAGCCUAUGGGUGCGCAUCCUGAGGGAAGAUGUCGUUUGUGGCACUGGCGUCGAUGUUGAUGACUUUAAGCCGCAGCGCAUUCUUGUUAGCAUCUGGCCCAUAUUCGAGAUCUGCAAUUUGCUUAGUUGUGAGCUGCAGGCAACAGAGAGCAGCAAUCAGGACCAAUUUGCCAUUGCCGGCGAAGGCGGUCGUGUAGCACUAAAUACGGCCACAACCCAUUCCACGGAACAUUGUGUGAAGUUUGAUUAUCCUUCUGCCUUGGGUUCCGCUUCUAAAAGUGAAUAUACUUUCAUGUUGAAGUCCAUGGAUUGGCAUAAGUUCUUCCAUUACAAUCCAGCGGAUUGGACCAUCGAAUCGACGUUGGACCGACUGGACAGGAGUAUCAGAUCCAAAUGGCCAUUGAAUGAUGCUGAGGAGCUGCGCGUGCAGCGUCCUCAUGAGCUGCUUAGUAUGAUGGAUGUUCAGUAUCGAGCGCAGGCCACGCGUGAGUUCUCCUGCACCUUGGGCCUGGAGAUAGCCCCAUGGGCCAUGUUCAUCAAUGAUACAAAUCUGGAUGUCAGCAUCUGCCUAGUCGCGGCUGGUGUACGUCAUAAGAUACGUGCAAGCUGUUUGGAAAUGUUGCCUGUGCUUAGCAGCCACUUCACCCUCGAUGCGCCCUUUGGCUCCAAUUGGGUAUCUUCGAUGGCCAUUUGUGUGGAGCAACAAGGCCAGGCGAGCUCAGUGCCCAGCGGGUCGAAGCGUCAUGUGCUAUUGCGUGCCAAUUCUUAUGUGGACAUAGUCUUAGUGCGCAACAACGAGGUGAUGCGUUUGCUGCUCGACUUUAAGCUUGACGAUGGACGACGUAUUUUCAAGCUGCGAUCCAAAUAUGUGAUAGCUAACUUUACGAACUUAACGCUGACUGCUCUGCCACUGACCAUGGACCAUAAGGAAACCUGUGGACGCGGCGAGGUCAAUUCGCUGCAGUUCGAUACGAUGAGUCGUAGACUCAAACCCGUGCAGGAAAGGCAAGAUUCCAACAUUGGCGCCACCAUUGAGAAAUUCCUCGAUCUGAAUGCGUUCAAAUCGAGGCACACCUGUGAUACGGCAUUUGAGUACUUCGUUUGCUUUGCCGUCAAUGGGAAAGAGAGGACCUCCAUACCCAUACCGCUGACAAUGCCCUUCACGCGGCGCUGCUUUAACAUACAGGAUGGCAAAGAUUCCAUACCCCUAAUGAGCACACUCAUCGAAAAGGACAAUGUAUACUAUUUGAAUGUGUUCACGGACUCGGCGCCUGCGAUAAUCAUCAACAAUAAUACAAAUGUAAAAUUCAUUGUGGCUCAGACCAGCGCCUCGGGCAACAGCAAUGUCAGUUGCACCUCACCUGAGUUCUCGGGCAAGCACUUCGAAUGGAAUCAGCUGAUCGAGCCAUAUAGCCGAUGCUAUUAUACACCGCCGCAAAUGUAUGACAACUUUCCAGGCGUGGAGUUUACCAUGUGCAAUCUAUCCCUAGCUCUCUACACUGACUUGGUGGCCUGUGGCAAGCACAAGAUCAGCUGGUCGAAGCCCAUACGCAUGGACAAGUCGUGGAAGAAGUUCAUACAUGUGCCCAACCAUGGCGAUAUCAAGGUCGUGAUCUGCGAUAAGCAUCGAGUGAUACGCUUCAACAUCUACUAUAUAGCGCAGCAGUUGGAGUUUUCUGUCAAGGAUUUGCGCUCGCGUCUGAAAGAGCCUGAGGCCACGCAACCCUUACUGCAGGAGACCCUUGUACAGGAGUCGGACUCAGUGGAUGGGGCCGAAAAGCAACUGGAGCUCGAAAAUAUUGAUUGCAUUCACUUGAGCGAGGAGUGCGAAACGAAUCUUCAGCUUUCCUUUCGCUUGUUCAUCAAGAGCUUUGUCUUCAGCCUGCACACAAACGAUCGACAGCGAGACUCUCUAAAGACUGAGGUCUGCAACAUGUACGCAGAUGAUGUGAUGAUCGCCUACGACGACGAUGAUGAACGGCGCGAACUCCAUCUGCAGCUGCCCAAUUUGCAGGUCGACAAUCAGCUGUAUUCGAAUGGCAAAUAUGACUUCCCGGUGCUGCUGUGCGCACAGAAAUUGUACAAGCGCAGCAACUGCCUGCCUCCGGUUUACGAACUAGAUGAGCUGUACAGGAGUCAGGCGGCGUCUGCUGAAAUUUCAGAGCUGACAUUUGUCCUCUACCAGGAUGAGAGGCAGUUGCAGGCUGUGUGCUGUAAGCUGCAGCCGUUGCGUGUCUACAUCGAGGAUGCUUAUCUGAAUCAGCUGCUGGACACGCUGGUCGAGUGUGCGCCCUCCAAUUGCAUCCAUACCUCGCAUCCGGAGUGCAAGCGCCUACAGUUGGAGGCGGGCCAGGUCUGGUUGCCAGAGCAAGUUGUUGCUCAGGCAUUGUACAUUGCCGAGCCCCUGCGUCUGCAUAGCUUCAUCGUGGAGCCGCUCAGCCUGCUGCUCUCGGUGCACACAUCGUCGCGUGUUUAUAUCGCCUUGGACCACUCGCCACUAUCGUUCUCCCGCUACGAGCGCCAGCAGAUACUCACCGUGCCCCUGCGCUUUGGCCAAUCUCUGGGCGUGCACUAUCUGAGCGGAGCUAUUUUCGGCGCUGGCUGGGUGGUGGGUUCGCUGGAGAUUUUGGGCAGUCCCAGUGGAUUGGCGCGUUCCUUUACCACAGGCCUGCGCGACUUCAUUUCGAUGCCCGUGCAAGGUCUGUUUCGUGGCCCGUGGGGCUUUCUAGUGGGCAUUACCCAAGGCUCGGCCUCGCUGCUGCGCAAUGUUACGGCGGGCACAGUCAACUCGGUGACCAAGCUGGCCGACUCGGUGGCACGCAAUCUGGAUAGAUUCACGCUGGAUGCGGAGCACAUGGAGUUGACAGAGGCUCGACGCCGUGCACGUCCCCAGGGCUUUGCCGAUGGUCUGACCUUAGGCUUGACCGGACUGGGCAUCAGCCUGCUAGGCGCCGUUGGAGGCUUGGCCCAUCACACAUUGGAGGCACGCAGCUCUGUGGGCGUGCUGACGGGUCUAACCAAAGGUAUUGUCGGUGCUCUGACCAAACCCAUCAGUGGAGCUGCCGAAAUGUUGUCACUAACCGGGCAGGGCGUCCUGCAUACGGUGGGCUUCAAUACCAUGCCCCUGCAGGUGGAGCCGAGCGUGACACGCAACGUGGCCUUGCACACCAGCUCCUAUCGCAUCUGGCGUUUCCUGCACGAAAGGCUGAGCAGCGAUCAGUUGUUAUUCUUCCACGAGAUCACGCUCUUGCUAAAGGAUCAACUGCAGCCAGCCUUGCUAUAUUUGACGUCCACAGUGCUGGUGAUAAUGGAGCUCAAGUGCGACGAUCUGAAGUUCAUCUCAUCUGUGCUAAAGCUCGACGUGCUGGCAGAUCGCGAGGACCCCUCCAAACUGUACCUGAGUCUGAAGCCAGAGCAAUCCGAUGACCUGGAAGGCCAAAUGAAGUUCACCAACGAACGCAUCAUUAGCUUUCUGAAUGCCUCGCGUGUCCACGGACCCACGUGCAAUGAUUCGUUGAGCGACCUGCUGCAGCUGCACGACCAGGAUCAGGCUCGGGACACUCAUCUGCGCCGCCAGACGCAGUGCAUCUUCUAUAUCAAACCUAACAUUGGCCAGCAUCUUAUACACUAUCUCAAGGUCAUCAGCCAAACACAGUGAACCAACGAGUGGCCAUAGGCUUCCCAUGUAUUACUAUACAUAUAUA
Molecule: messenger RNA, 11406 nt
Organism: Drosophila hydei
Lineage: Eukaryota; Metazoa; Arthropoda; Insecta; Diptera; Drosophilidae
Gene: Vps13B
Product: vacuolar protein sorting-associated protein 13B
Exons: 15
Coding region: 162-11360 (3732 amino acids)
Source: RefSeq, a predicted model, not a curated record